AUGGACAAGGAGCACUGGACAAACGUGAAGUCUACCAUCAUUGAAUGCCUCGCGCUUGGGGUGGUACCCAUCAUCAACGAGAACGACUCCACCAACACGGCAGAGCUUCGUUUUGGCGACAACGACAACCUCGCAGCACUCACAGCUGUCCAGCUUGAGGCGGAUGCGCUGUGCCUGUUUACAGAUGUCAACUGCGUCUACACCGCGAACCCACGGACCAAUCCAGAUGCCAAGCCUUUGCAUGUGGUUGCAGAGCCGUGGGCUUUGCGCGUCGACACCAAGGAUGCUGGCAGCGGGCUUGGGACUGGUGGUAUGGCCACGAAGAUCUUGGCGGCACGCACGGCCUCGGUUUCCGGCAUCCCCUGCGUGCUGCUCAACUCCUGCUUCCCUCAACGCCUGCUGGGGCUCCUGGACUUCACCCCGCCGGAAGCCAUCGAGGAAGCGAAGCUGCCUGAGGAGGCGACGUAUUUCAUGGCCAUGGACUGCACGCAGACGGUGCACGACACCCGGCGCUGGAUCGUGUCGCUGCCAGUGGCUGGCGAGCUAACCUUGGAUGAUGGCGCUGCGAGAGUGCCCUGGCCGAAGGUUUAG
This is a messenger RNA of Symbiodinium natans, 591 nucleotides long. NCBI's taxonomy places the organism in Eukaryota, Dinophyceae, Suessiales, Symbiodiniaceae. The record is from the annotation of a GenBank genome assembly.